Molecule: messenger RNA, 1403 nt
Organism: Cynoglossus semilaevis (tongue sole)
Lineage: Eukaryota; Metazoa; Chordata; Actinopteri; Pleuronectiformes; Cynoglossidae
Gene: prlhr2a
Product: prolactin releasing hormone receptor 2a
Exons: 2
Coding region: 88-1194 (368 amino acids)
Biological process (GO): G protein-coupled receptor signaling pathway
Cellular component (GO): plasma membrane; neuron projection
Molecular function (GO): neuropeptide Y receptor activity; neuropeptide binding
Source: RefSeq, a predicted model, not a curated record
AUGGGUGUAUAAAAUUUAAAAAAAAUUAGGAAAGAAAAAUUAAAUGAUUUUUUUUUUUUUUUACCCACAGGCUGACAUAAUCCUGGGAUGGAGAGCACAGUCAGUGGAUGGGUGGAGGAGGUCACCAACCAUUCAUGUGCAACACUGCACAUCGACAUAAAUGGAAAUAACACAGAUUACGUCUUUGAAGUGGCCUUGCAGAACAGCUCCUCCAAGCGCAGCUCCCAGUUUGUGGGUGUGGAGCUGCUGCAGUCCUUCAAGUUGCUUAUCAUCCCCUUUUACACCCUGGUGGCCUUGGUUGGCGUUUUCGGGAACUACCUGCUCCUCUACGUCAUUUGCUGCACACGCAAGAUGCACAACGUCACCAACUUCUUCAUCGGAAACCUGGCCUUCUCCGACAUGCUAAUGUGCGCCACCUGCGUCCCCUUCACACUGGCCUAUGCCUUUAAUCCACGUGGCUGGGUGUUCGGGCGAUUCAUGUGCUACCUGGUUUACCUCAUCCAACCUGUGACGGUAUACGUGUCAGUCUUCACUCUCACUGCCAUUGGUGUGGACAGAUACUAUGCUACGGUUCACCCUCUGAAAAAGCGUCUCUCCGUCCAGGCUUGCACCUACCUUCUGUCUGGGAUCUGGCUGCUCUCCUGCAGCCUGGUGGCUCCAGCGGUGGCCCACACCUACCACGUGGAGUUUAAGAACGAGGGCUUCACCAUCUGUGAGGAGUUCUGGAUGGGACAGGAGCAGCAGCGGCUAGCUUACGCCUACAGCACACUGUUGAUCACGUACGUCCUUCCACUGUCUGCGCUGUGCAUCUCAUACCUGUGCAUUUCCGUCAAACUUCGCAAUUGCGUCGUACCAGGACACCACACUCAAAGUCAAGCGGAGGCCCAGCGCAUGCGCAAACGCAAGACCUUUCGCCUGGUGAGCCUGGUGGUGGCAGCGUUUGGCAUUUGUUGGAUGCCCAUUAGUGUCUUCAACGUCCUGAGAGACAUUGACAUCCACCUGAUCGACAAGCGAUACUUUCUUCUCAUUCAGCUCCUCUGUCACCUGUGCGCCAUGAGCUCUUCCUGCUGCAACCCAUUUCUAUAUGCUUGGUUGCACGAUCGAUUCCGCGCCGAGCUGCGCAAAAUGUUCACAUGUCGUCGCCGCAUCGGAAUCUCAGGGAACAACUGCGCCACAGCCGGUGUGGUUUUGUGAAGAAAUUGUAUUUAUUUAAUGUCACAUUUGUGCAGUAAAGAACUGAGGUACCGAGGGCCCAGCAAUCAUGCUGUUACAUUGCCCCCUGCAGGGGUGCAAAGUAAUACACUGACAGUCAUGGCGAACACAGUACCAUUAUGCCUUGUUAUUUUUAAUUUCAUUCAAUUAAUUUAUUGAUAUUGCUAUUAAUUUAUAAAUAUUGUCAUAUU